UCAACUGAUACUUGUGGCCCAUCACCGCCAUUUCUUCUCUUUCAUUCCGCUCCAAACAAUGAUAGAGCGGUCUUGCUCGUUCCGACACGGCGUAGCAUGCUAACGAUCUAAUCCGUCUGAAUCUGCUUUCCGUAGCUACCCAAUAUUGUUCGCGGAUUUUUAUUUUUAUUUUUUAUUUUUAAUUGCGGACCAAGCGCGUGUGCGCUCUUCUUGUUGCUCCCCAGCUUAUGCACCCACACCGUAGCGCCUUUGCUUACUCGCGGAUCACGAGUCACGAUUGACAUUCUCGUAAAACAGCUAGAUUUGUCAAACCGUUUCUCAGAUUCGUUUAUAGAUUCCUGAAAUCCGUUCCGUUAUUUUUAUUCGCCACCGUCCGUUUCUCCUUGUUCGAUCCGCUCCGCUGUCUGUCUCGUUGUUUCGUGGCCUAUACGCGGAGCGCUCUUCCAAUCCGAGCAUCGUUUCGCAAACUCGUUAUCAAUCCCGGCGCGCCGCUUGCACCGAUCCCCGAUUGCAGCGUUUAUAGUAUCGCAAGCUCGUUCCUUAUCGCGCACCCGAUCACCUGCGGAUUAUAAUCGGAUUAUCGUCUCUUAUCCGUCGCGCCGCUAGAAGCCGCGAUGAAGGUGACGGGGAUUCUGCUGUUUAGGGUUCCGCGAAUGGCGGGCAGCCAGCCGAUCCUAUUGGGCAGCACCAUGGACGUGUCGCACUUCUCCUUCUUCGAGCGAUCCACGGCGAAGGAGUUCAUUCUCUUCGCCUGUCGCACGAUCUCGCGAAGCGCGCCCUACAACCAGAGACAGACGGUCAAGGAACGAGAGUACGUGGUGUAUGUGGUGAACCAGAGCGGGCUGGUGGUGCUGGUGGUGGCAGAUGAGGCCUACCCCAGAGGGAGUGGCUUUGCUGUGUGCAAGAAGGUGGCAGAGGAGUACAUGGCAGCGGAGGGCGACCAGUGGAUGAGCAUACAGCAGGACAACAAGAAGUCCGUGCCGCUGCUCGAUAAGCUGCUCGUGCAGGCACAGGACCCAGCGAGUGUGGAUAAGAUCGCCAAAGUGCAGAGCGAGAUAGACGAGACCAAGAGGGCAGUGGAGACCACGAUUCACAAGAUGCUCAACAGAGGGGAGACGCUAGAGAACCUCGCGUCCAUGAGCAACGACUUGAGUGUACAGUCCAAGAUGUUUGUGAAGCAAGCCAAGGACAUCAACAAGUGCUGCACCAUCUUAUGAACCUCUCCCCUUCCCGACUUGACCGGUCCGCACCGGACUGGACCGGUUCGUUUGAUGUAGAUGAAGACGAAGGGGUGUGUACUUACAGUUACAGCUUCUACCGCCACUGUUGUCCUAAUUACGGUACAGUAUGCCAUCAUUUAUGGAUGUCUUCUUGUCUCGCUUGCCCUGGUAUGGAUCAUGGCUCUCUAUUGAGUGAGCCAAUUUAAGAGUUCUGUUCGUACGUAGUAUAAGAUCUCAAACACUGUUAAAAGCCACAUCAAGGACGGCUAUGGUGAGGUGACACUGUCAAACAUGUGUAUGUGUCAUGUUUGUAUAGAUUGUAUAGGGUCGCCUCUUAGAGGGUACAAUUCAUAGGUAUAUC
Closterium sp. NIES-67 is the source of this 1581-nucleotide messenger RNA. The record is from the annotation of a GenBank genome assembly. NCBI's taxonomy places the organism in Eukaryota, Viridiplantae, Streptophyta, Zygnematophyceae, Desmidiales, Closteriaceae.